AUGGAAGUGUCCUUCGCGUUAACUGGCAAAGACUUUGUCUUGAUUGCUGCAGAUCAGAAUGCAGGUCGUUCGAUUAUUAAGAUGAAAUCGGACGAAGAUAAAAUCAAGGCGUUAGGCUCUCACCUCCUAAUGUCCUAUUCUGGCGAACCAGCGCAAUUUGAGGCUGCAGCAAAUGAGGAACAAUCAUCCUCUUCGGCCACAAGCAGCUGCAUCCUGGGGUACGAUAUGGCUGAGAAACAACCAAAACUCUACUGGAUGGACUACCUGGGCACGCAAAGCGACGUGCCGUUUGCCGCACAUGGAUAUGGUUCUUACUUUGCAUUGAGUUUACUCGAUAGGUAUUUGGUUCAAUUUGCCUUUACGUUGAACCAUAGCUUACGCGUCUCGGUUUACAGGUACCACAACCCAAAUGCAGAUUUAGAAGAGGGACUCGAGACACUCAAACGGUGUAUCAGAGAAGUCCAAAUAAGAUUGGUAGUCUCGUUCCCAACAUUCAAAGUAAAAGUAGUGGACGAGAAUGGGGUUAGGGAGAUUGAGGUGAAUGUAUGA
Acaulospora colombiana is the source of this 549-nucleotide messenger RNA. The record is from the annotation of a GenBank genome assembly. NCBI's taxonomy places the organism in Eukaryota, Fungi, Glomeromycota, Glomeromycetes, Diversisporales, Acaulosporaceae.